AUGCCCUGGAGGCCUCUGCCUCGAAUUGCCUUUGCGGUAGCCAUUUACCCGUUCCACCCCUCGUCCCCGGCAGACCUACCCCUCGAACUCGGCGAUGAAUUAUACAUUAUAGAACAAGGCGGCUCAGAUGGAGAAUGGUGCCGUGGCUAUCUCGUUGCGCCGCCGUCUCUAUUGGCGGGUUUAACGAGUACCAAGGGUCAAACUCUGGAGGCCCGCGUUUUCUCCGGUAUUUUCCCGCGGAACUGCGUUGAGAUUCGAGAAGUACUGGGCGACGGCGAUGGUUACAGGGCAAUGCUCAAUGGAGACCGGAAAAGUUUAGACCGAUUGACCUUGGCCGGUUUCGAUGUAGACUCCGUGUCCCGAAACAGCGUGGCCUACUCUAUGGGAGAGUCAACCACCGUCGGCGAGGUGUCGGACGUGGUGGUCGCAAAGAAGGGAAAGCCAGCGCAGAUCGUGAUCAAUAAGAACGAUGAAUCAGACCUGUCGAGUCCGCGAUCUGUGCAUACCUACCGGACGGGGUCGAUCCCACACACACCGAUGUCGUUUACGCCUCGAGAUCCCGAUGCGCCUAAACCCGCCGCGCCUGUGCCCAUGUUGAAAAUCGGAGACGAGACCCCAACUUCUCUUACGGAACCUCUGGUCGACGAAAUUGCCUCCUGCCUCCGCGAGUGGCACUCUACCAACCUACACGAGCUGCUCCUUGCUCGGCAAUAUGAUGUCCUGGAGGAGAUGUCUACACUUGUUCAAGAGUUGGACUUUUCGCGACGCCAAUUGCUUCAUAAUGUGUUGACGGGGAAAGAGAAGGAAACACUGCGCGAUGCGACGGUCUGGAAACUUGUUCGAGCGAACAAAAUGCUCAGUGGAGAUAUCAUUGUGCGCGACCCCGAACAAAGAGGCCGAUUGUUGACAGGCGAAGACUCCGCGGUUCAAUUGGCCAAGUUGCAAUCCGAAAUGAGUAUGCUUGAUGACCGCCCCACGACCUCUUCCGACACAACGGCAUUGAAUCACCUUCUGCUGGAAAUCAAUGCUGUAUCUGGGAACGUCCCGGGCCCAGUGACUCUUGGAAUGCAGCUGUACUCUCGAUCCGACCCUGGUACAUUCAGUGCGCUGUCUGAGACAUACAGCUUGGACAUUCCGUCUCCCGACAAGUUUAUCAGUUUGACUCAAAGUAACAAGUUGAAAACCUUGUUCACCGAGCUUGCUGCGACUGAUAUCGGUGAUGGCAGUGCGAAUGGGCGUCAACUUUAUCUGGUUGCUUCUGUUCGGACAGCGGAAACUCGGUCUGCAGCCGAGCCAACCCCAUCGAGGUCUUCAAUGUCGAGGGAAGGCCCGAUUACUACAAGGACAGCCAACGCAGGGGGUGUACAGCCGUCAGUCAAGGGAAGCCUGAGGACACGGCGCAGCAUGAUGUGGUCCCCCAAGCCACGAGGUAGUCCGACCCUCGACCAGCCAGUCAAGUCUGCAGCUCAAGCGGCUCCUCGGUCAUCAAGCGGCUCGUCCAACGCUCAGGAGGCGCCCACUCCUCAACCGGCGCCCACCAAAGAGUCCUCGGCCAUUCGCACCGUUGGUGUUGGCAUCCUGGAGGUGUCGCCGAUUCUCCGACAAGAUAAGGAAGCUGAGCAGGUGAUUAACAUCUGGUCAGCUCCACGAGAGGGCGAAGAAGGCGAGCGUUAUGCCGAGGGCUUCGACAAGUUACUUCACGUCUUGCUUCCCAGCCCCAACGGCCGGUAUGUACGAUCUGCCUCGGCCGGGCGCCUGCAUCUCCACCUGCAUCCAUUCACCAGCAUCGACCCCGAAGCCCUUGUUCGGCAAAACCCCACGAUUCUGCACGAUGUCGUGCAGACAAGGCGCAUUGGGUUCUCAAAGGCACCUGCGAAGCCGAGAUCUGACAUCUAUGUUACGCUCUCGCAGGCCGUGCUCCCUACCGAUGCGUUGCUUUCUCAUCCGUUCGCUGGCCAGAUUCCUCUCCAGACGAAUACUGGUCUCCGCAACCUCCAACUAACAUUGGAAGUCCGCGAUGCAUCUGGAAUACGCGUGGACAAAUGUGUCUUCCCGUCCUCCGCCCCGACCUCCGCUACAGCAUGGCGUACAACAAUUGCCGAUCGUGGCUGUCCUUGGAAUCAGACAAUCCGUCUAAAUAUUCCUACAGACCGGAUUCCCGGAUCGCAUAUUAUUAUGAGCGUUGCGGAUGCGCCAGAGUUCCCCUUCGCUCUCGCGUGGAUGCCCCUUUGGGACCAGAAAGCAUUCAUUCGAGAUGGCCAGCACUCCUUACUGCUCUAUGCAUAUGACAAACAGACCUCUAGCAUUGAGAAUGGGAAGGGUGCCUACCUGAGUCUUCCAUGGAGUGCACUUGGCAAGAAUGAAUCUGCCAAGGAUGAAGCCGUCACCGGCCCUCUAGCUACUUUGCGCCUCGAGACCCAUCUGUGCAGCACUGAGUACUCGCAGGAUCAGGUCAUCUUGAGUCUGCUACACUGGAAGGAACGCUCGGUUGAUGAGGUUCUCAGCACCUUGAAGCGUCUGCUUUUCGUCCCAGAGAUCGAGAUCGUCAAGCAACUUCGUGGAGUGUUUGAUGCGCUAUUCGGAAUCCUCGUGGAGAACGCCGGUAACGAAGAAUAUGAAGAUCUGAUAUUCAACAACCUGGUCACCGUCCUGGGAAUCGUUCACGACCGAAGAUUCAACCUAGGCCCCUUGGUCGACCACUACGCCGAUGAACAAUUUAACUUCCCAUUCGUCACCCCAUGCCUCAUUCGCAGCUAUUUGCGCCUUUUGAACGCGGCUACCGAGCUCCACCAGUCUCGCAAUCUCCGCGCCGCCUUCAAGGUGGGACGCCACUUGCUCAAGUUCAUCAUCAAAGCCCGCGAGCAGCAAAAGGCGAAGGAGGAAGGUAUUGGAAUUACUACUGUGCAGUCUACUUUCAAUCGAGACUUGCAUACGAUUUUCAAGUCCAUGGAAACUUUGAUGAAGGACACCUCCCCGAGUUUGGUGGGAAGCAAGACCUUGAUCGUGCAGCACUUUCAUUCAUGGCUCCCUGAGCUGUCCAAGGUCCUCGGCCGGGAUGAAAUGAUUAUGAUUGCUUUGAGUUUCAUGGAUUCAUGCAAAGACGUGACGGGAAUGUUGGUGCUCUACAAACUCGUGCUCAUCCAGAACUACACCCAGUUCGAGAUCUUUGAUUCUGGCGAAGAAAGAAAGACCUUGAUUUCUAGCUGUAUCGGAUGGCUGGCGCCUUACUGGGGUUCGAUCGGAAGUGUCUCAGACCAAUACCGAGACCAGGUCCGACUGAACAGUGCAAUCGUUGCUCAAUUGCUCACUCAGCCGGAUCCUCAACUGUAUGAGUUCAUGCCGAGCAUCGUCGCCUCUUACUGUGCCAUCGCAACGGAGGGCGUGGAAGAGACAGAAUAUUUGUCUCUGCUCUUCAGCAAGUCCUUCCCCUUCCAGAUCAAGACCUCCACGAUCCCGCAGAAGUUCGAUGAGUCUCUGUUGGAAUUGUCUUCUAUUAUGGCUGCCCUGGCUAAUAUUACGACACCCAAGAUGCCCGCUUUGAAAGACCUGGAGCUCGCGACUUUCGUCACUCAAGCAUUUGAAGCUCACAACUCCAUCAUGGAUUGUGAGGCGUAUCCUGAAAACUGGUUCAGCAUUCAUGUAUACAACCAUCGGGCAGCCAUCAAGAGUCUUGAACAUCUUGCAUUGCUCCUGAUCGAAAAGUUCCUCCCGAAUCCCGACGAUGCUGAUACCUUCGAUACCAAACUUUGGGAAUCUUUCUUCAUGACACUGCUAAAGGUCAUUUCCAGUGAUGCUCUCGCGCUUGAGACUUUCCCUGAGCAAAAGCGUCGGGCUGUCUGGAAGAUUGCCGGCGACGUUCGCGAGCAAGGUGCGGACCUGCUUCACUCCACCUGGGAAGCGAUCGGUUGGGAUACCUCGGAUGAGGAGCACCAGCGGUUUGGGCUAAAGAAGUUGGGCGGUUAUCAGGUUCAGUAUGUUCCGAACCUGGUUCCCCCGAUUAUUGGCCUUUGUUUGAGCGUGCAUGAAGGCCUGCGCCACGUUGCCGUUCACAUUCUCCGAACAAUGAUCCUGAGCGAGUGGGAUCUUAACCAAGACAUUUCGAUCGUCGAAACGGAGAUCAUCUCCAGCCUUGAUUCUCUCUUCAAGUCCAAACAGAUGAGCGAGAGUGUCAGUCAGAAGAUCUUCGUUGGGGAGCUGCUGGACCUGUUUGAGGGUGAUGCGGAAUCUGACGAAGACCUUUUCAAUGCUAUGAAGGGUCUUAUCGCGACUGUUGAUGAGCUUCUUGACCUGCUCGUGGCCUCUCAGAGCAGCUCAUCCAUUCAGAGUCUCCACGCUCUGAAGCUUAUGGAGUACAUGAAAGACAUGGGCCGGGAAGACAUCUUUAUUCGUUAUGUCCAUGAAUUGGCAGAUGCCCAAAUUGCUGCUGGCAACUUCACCGAGGCUGGCCUUGCCCUGCAGUUCCACGCCGACCUCUACGACUGGGAUCUCAACAAACCCGUUUCAGAGAUUAUGACGCCGCCUUUCGUUGCUCAAAGCGCAUUCGAGCGGAAGGAAGCUCUGUACUUCUCAAUCAUCCAGCACUUUGAGAAUGCGAUGGCUUGGGCUCCUGCGCUUGCUUGCUAUAAGGAACUUGCUGCCCACUAUGAAGCUACAACUAUGGACUUUGCGAAGCUCUCCCGGGCUCAGAGCUCCAUGGCUCGGAUCUACGACUUCGUCGCCAAGGGUGACAAGCAGUUCCCCCGGUACUUCCGUGUCGUCUACAAAGGUCUCGGAUUCCCGUCCAGCCUGCGUGACAAGGAGUUCAUCUUCGAGGGCUCACCCACAGAGCGCAUGGCCUCGUUCGUGGAUCGCAUGCAGCGGGAACACCCCACUGCGCAGAUCAUGUCGUCUGGCGAGAUCUCCGAUUACGAGGGCCAGUUCCUCCAGAUCAGCGGAGUCACUGCCCACCGCGAUGUUUCUCAUCCCGUCUUCCAGCGCUCCAAGGUGCCACACUCUGUUCGUGAGCAUCUUUUGAUCUCGCAUCCGUCUCGUUUCUCAGCGACCUCUCGGAGGCAUACCAGUAGCUCGGACGUGCGUGAGCAGUAUGUUGAGAAGCUCAUCUUCACUGUCGCGGAGCCAUUCCCGAACAUCCUUCGCCGCAGUGAGAUUAUUUCUGUCCAGGAGGUUGCCCUCUCUCCUCUUCAAACGGCCAUUGAGCGUACGUGGCGCAAGACACAGGAGCUGCAGCUCCUGGGACGCCGGGCAGCAUCGGGUGAAGACAACGGCUUGUCGAACUUGACCGAGGCUCUGGAGCAAUUGCUUGAGAUGCGUGGAUCGUCCUCCAACUGUGUUGCUUUGUACCGUGCGUUCCUUGGCGGAGUACAGGGCACGAAGAACAGGCUUGAAGAGGAAGAGAACGAGGAUGCCGAUGACCAGGAGGACGAGGAGCCAGAGGAGCCAGAGACGGUGGAUCCGAUGGAGAAUGCUCUUGCCGUUGCUCUCAUCGACCAUGCCUUGGCGAUCAAGCAUGGGCUGUCCCUGUACCAGCGCCCUGCACAACAAGCCACUCAGGCAGAGCUGCUGCACCGCUUUGAAAAUGUCUUCAAGCCUGAACUGGCAUCCCUCAUGACAUCCCCGCCAGAGUAUCAGAGCCCGACACCGACCCAGCCACACCGAUCUUUCACCUCGGAGUCGCGUCGAAACCAGGCUGUGCAGCGCUCCGUGAGCCCCGAGCAAGAGCUUAUCCGAGCAUCUCGGGGGAAUAAUACUCACACGCGUAAGCGCUCAGAACGGCAGUCGGUCAGCAAUCGCAUUAGCAUCAUCAACCCUUUCAAGCGAUCCCACGGCCAAUCAAACUCCAUCUUCACCAUCCAGCAGUCGGACGGCAAAGACAAGAAUAUUGAUGAGCGCGAGGAAACGGAUGAUGACGCAGCCACCAUCCACAGUCUGGCCACCAGCCAUUCCCGGGGUGGUAAGAGUGACAAGAGGCGCAGCUGGUUCGGCGCCCAAGCCAAGCACGGCUCCUCCCCGUCCAUCGGCGACGAGGCCAUGAAAAAACGACUCUCCCGCAGUGCAUCACGGGAUACGGCCGCUCAAUCUCAUGAUGAUCGCAGUCGCGCAGGUUCCCAGCAUCGGGGCCCCGCCGCCAGCGGUGCUAUAUGCAGUCCCUCUGAGCGACCGGCGCCCGCUUCGAGCGGCGGCUGGUCUACAAUCCCUCCAACACGCGAUUUCCCUCAUCCGGUGACGCGUGAAAGCACGCACGGGAGCCGCGAAGUCCCCUCGAAGAGUGGUACGAACGGUAUGAACGGUGGCUCUUCUCAUCCGACGGCGACUGCCAACGACAACAAUACUACCGGGGUGCGCGAUUCGGUGUUCCGACGAUUCAGUCUCCUCAAGGGGGUCGGCCGCAAGAGCAGCCGGAUGGAUUUCAAAGCGAACGGCGCGCUGCUGGAGGAGUAA
This is a messenger RNA of Penicillium cinerascens, 6438 nucleotides long. RefSeq names its product guanine nucleotide exchange factor DCK1. Gene Ontology annotation, molecular function: guanyl-nucleotide exchange factor activity; small GTPase binding. The transcript has a single exon. Bases 1 to 6438 code for a protein of 2145 amino acids. Gene Ontology annotation, biological process: small GTPase-mediated signal transduction. Gene Ontology annotation, cellular component: cytoplasm; plasma membrane. Lineage: Eukaryota; Fungi; Ascomycota; Eurotiomycetes; Eurotiales; Aspergillaceae. The record is from RefSeq and is a predicted model, not a curated record.